AUGCGGUAUCCCUUUUGGUUUGGAGGCAGCGCAAGUAGUAUGGCGGCUUGCGUCACACAUCCAUUGGACUUGAUCCAGGUCCGCCUCCAAACGCGCAAACCCGACGCCCCCAAAUCCAUGGGCGGCACCUUUGCCCACGUCCUCAAGAACGAUGGCCCCCUCGGCCUCUACAGCGGCAUCUCGGCCUCGCUGCUCCGCCAGCUCACCUACUCGACCGCCCGCUUCGGCAUCUACGAGGAGAUCAAGGCGCGCUACAUGCGCUCCCACGACGGCAAGGAGCCCUCGUUCCCCGCGCUCAUCGGCAUGGCCAUGGCCUCAGGCUUCGUCGGCGGCAUCGCCGGUAACUUCGCCGAUGUCAUCAACGUGCGCAUGCAGCACGACGCCGCGCUGCCGCCCGCCGAGCGCCGCAACUACAAGCACGCCGUCGACGGCAUGGUGCGCAUGGCCAGGGAGGAGGGCGCCCUGAGCUGGUUCCGCGGCUGGCUGCCCAAUAGCUGUCGCGCGGCGGUCAUGACGGCCGGGCAGCUGGCCUCGUACGAUACCUUUAAGCGCCUGCUGCUGGACUACACCCCCAUGGGCGAUAACCUCACAACGCACUUUACGGCUUCGUUCCUGGCUGGCCUGGCUGCGGCGACGGCAACGAGUCCAAUUGAUGUCAUCAAGACGCGUGUCAUGUCCACGUCGCAUAAGCAGGGCAUCCUCCAUCUGAUAAGUGACAUCAACAGAGCCGAGGGCAUCCGCUGGAUGUUCAAGGGCUGGGUCCCCAGCUUCUUGCGACUUGGCCCACACACCAUCUGUACAUUCGUCUUCCUAGAGAUGCAUCGCAACGUUUAUAGAAAAGUAAAAGGCGUGGACGAAAAGGCGACAUAG
Messenger RNA from Trichoderma atroviride IMI 206040, 870 nucleotides. RefSeq lists its product as uncharacterized. Gene Ontology annotation, molecular function: sulfate transmembrane transporter activity; malate transmembrane transporter activity; antiporter activity. Gene Ontology annotation, biological process: phosphate ion transmembrane transport; thiosulfate transport; malate transmembrane transport. The record is from RefSeq and is a predicted model, not a curated record. NCBI's taxonomy places the organism in Eukaryota, Fungi, Ascomycota, Sordariomycetes, Hypocreales, Hypocreaceae.